AUAUAAUGAUUAUAAGGGACUGAUUGAUUGACGUCACUUGGCCACGCCGCUCACCUCCAGCAACUCUGCCACGUCACACUGAAAGCGCCUUCCCGACGGGAGCAACCCUGGAAAACACCCACGCUGCUUAUGCUGAUGAUGUAGUCCAGCCUCGCGGAAAGGGGGAAGAUAAACCGGUUGUCAUAGUACGUUAUCUCAGUUUGAGAAUUCAGCUGGACCGUCUAUUCGUGUGUGGUGUUUUACCGAGAUUGUGGAAUGCUGCUGGACGAGACUCCACUUUUUGAGCCCUCUCUGCUUCAGGAGCUUGACUGGAGCAGCAACACUGUCUCCUUCUCUCCUUACAUCUCUCCCUCCAGCCCAGGGGAAGGCCUGGUGCUCAGGCCGCUCCAUAUGGCAGAUUUCAACAGGGGAUUCUUCAAGGUUUUAUCUCAACUAACCCAGACAGGCGAUGUCACACCAGAGCAGUACAUAAAGAAGUUUGAGCAUAUGAAGAAGACAGGAGACUACUACGUCCUGGUGGUGGAAGACACAAAUCUGGGACAGAUUGUUGCUACAGCCACGUUGAUCACGGAGCACAAAUUCAUUCACUCCUGUGCUAAGAGAGGCCGGGUGGAGGAGGUAGUAGUGAGUGACGUGUGCAGAGGGAAGCAGCUGGGCAAACUGUUAGUUUCAACACUCACCCUUCUCAGCAAAAAACUGAAUUGCUAUAAAAUCACACUGGAAUGUGCACCCAAAAAUGUGGCUUUCUACCAAAAGUUUGGCUACACCGCUUCAGACGAAACAUACAUGCAGUGUCGGUUCUUCGACUGAGGACAAAAGCAGUUUUAAACUCCAGAUUUGGGGGCACGAACCACGCCUUUAUAGACCCAAUGACAUCAGAACUCGCAUUGACUAAGAACUGGAAGAGCUGGCCAAGGAUGAGUUUGUGGUUUGGAUUACAUCUGUGAAAGAGUUACACUCAUCCGGAUUUCAGAGCACUUUAGUAAACAUAAACAUAUGUUGAAGCCCUCCGCCCCUUUGGUAACCAAGGCUACCUCACCAAGGUGGAGCUCUGCCAUCCUCUUCCCCGACCAUUGGAAGAAACGAAUGUCAGUUACUGUAAAUGUAAUGUCUUACUUUGUUACAUUGUGAAUUAGUCAACUGCUGUGUUCUGACAGAGAAAAUACAAAUAUCUGCAACUACCAUGCAGCUGCAGCACAUAUAAUUGCUUGAGAAAUCGAGAUGAUACCAAAUUAAGUUAUAUUUCCGAAGCAUCUAAAUCAUUUACAAUAGGUGACAGCUUCUCAAGUUCAAGUUUACUCCAGUAGCAAGUAUACUUGAAGGGUUUAAUGUAGAUCACAGAGAAAAUGAUUCAAAUUUAUUCUUACAGAUUAUAUUGAUUGUCAAGGGCAAGUCACCAAAGAAAAGCAGCUUUUUUUUUCUCUUCAGAGGUGAUUAGGACAUUCAUUUGGGUUUCAUUUUUCUGAUCUGUCCUUUCAAUGGAAAGACUUUUCUUUCUCUUUCACAGUAGGGUCGCUGGAUAAUUAUGAUGAAGGUUCAAAUACAAGGCAUGAAACAUUACUGUUAAGCCAAGACUGUUAAAAUGUAUAUUUCUAGUGAACAAAAAGUUUAUAUUUUGUGAAGCAGGGGUAAGGAAUUUUAUGGAAGAAACUGGAAGUUUUAUAUCUGGUUGAUAUUUGAAAUUUGGAUGGAAACAUUUCAUGAUGGGUAAUGGGUAUGAAAUGAUUUUUGUAAGUUAAUUCUUAUUUAAGUUUUUGUAGUUGGGUUUUUUAAAUUAUGCCGGUAUUCAGGAGAACCUAUUUAAUGCAAUUUAUUUCCAAACAUGUAAUAGUCAAAUAAAAUAUACUAUGAUCUACA
Molecule: messenger RNA, 1857 nt
Organism: Thunnus maccoyii (southern bluefin tuna)
Lineage: Eukaryota; Metazoa; Chordata; Actinopteri; Scombriformes; Scombridae
Gene: gnpnat1
Product: glucosamine-phosphate N-acetyltransferase 1
Exons: 6
Coding region: 256-810 (184 amino acids)
Biological process (GO): UDP-N-acetylglucosamine biosynthetic process
Cellular component (GO): endoplasmic reticulum; endoplasmic reticulum-Golgi intermediate compartment; Golgi apparatus
Molecular function (GO): glucosamine 6-phosphate N-acetyltransferase activity; monosaccharide binding
Source: RefSeq, a predicted model, not a curated record